Molecule: messenger RNA, 1775 nt
Organism: Neurospora tetraspora
Lineage: Eukaryota; Fungi; Ascomycota; Sordariomycetes; Sordariales; Sordariaceae
Exons: 2
Coding region: 1-1647 (548 amino acids)
Source: RefSeq, a predicted model, not a curated record
AUGCUCGACCUAAACGACAACCGUGGCACCAAACGCCGAUAUCCUUCCCCCCACGCGACUGACGACAACGAAUUGGAACCCCCGCGCGUCCCUCUCUUUUCCAUGCCCCUGACCAAAAGCCGCAAACUCAUUCGGUUUCCCUACAUCACAAUGCUCUCCGCUAAGCAAAACACCCCGCGGCCGACCAAGAGGGUAAAAUGGAACAAGGAACCAACCCACUGGCAAACAACAGAAGGCGACUUUGUGGACGGCACCGUCCUCCACCCCUCCGACGACGAGGAUUCCAACUCCAGCUCCGAAACCCUGGAGAAAGGAGUCUCAGGAGGCUCAAACAACACCUCCGCCUCCUCGGACGGUACGGACCCAGACCUAGUCAUGCUCGACGGCAGCCCCUGCUCCUCCAAAGCCGAACUCGCCUGGCUCCCGAACAAGCGGUCUGGACCUGGACCCUUGGGAUUCCUCUCCGAACCGGCUUUGUACCAGACCAUCGACGAAGCGGUGCAAAUGACGUUGAAAAGACGGCUGGUUCCGCAUCUGAAUGUGGUCGAGAAGAUGGUGGAGCAGAAUUCGGCUGACGCACUGGAGAGGAUGCGGGAGAGGAUACGGAUCUCUUAUCAGUUGGAUUAUGAAAAGUUGGAGGAGCAGGUGAGGAGGGCGAAGAGGGCGUGUAAAGAGCGGGAGAGGGAGAUUGAGCGGUUGGUUAGGGAGCGGGAGGGGAGGUAUUGGGGUGAUACAGUUGAGAGUCAGGGUGGGGAGGGGGAGGGGGAGGGGGAGAAAAAGUCGGAGGAGCAAAGUCUGGAGAGGGUUCGAAGGAUGUUUGUUGAGUUCAGGGCAAAGGUGUGGGAGUUUGUGGGUAGUUCUGCGCUGCAGUUGGAGACGAAGGGGGCGAAGGUGACAGAGGUGGAUAUCAUGCGCUUGCCGUGGGUGCCGGAUAAGCAGCUGUUUGGGAACGCGUCGGUGGAGGUGAGGAGGUAUUUGGUUAUGGCGGCCGUGUUUCAGGUGCUGUAUUCGAGGAUUUUGAGGCCGGGGCAUAGGACGUUUGGGGCCGAGUUGGAUGGGGAGGUGGAUGAGAGGGGGGAGACGGGGCGGGUGGAGAGGCAGUUGGAGGAUAUUGAGGGGUAUUUGAUGAGGCAUGAGAAAGUGGGACAAAAGAGUGAAGCAAAAUGGCGAGCGGUUAACAUCAACCUUUUCAAGCAACUUCGUCAGGGGGUGUUGACAGCUGAAGCGAAGAGUGCGGCGCAAACGUUAAUCGGGUACCUUGAACCUUUGAUGAAGUUCACUUUCGCCCGGAACAAGAAACUGGUUGAGAAGACCAUCGAGCAACUCUGCGAACAGGCUUUGGAUCUCAAACUGGCGAUUAGGAAGUCACCAGUCCCAUUACAGAUCGAAAUUGCUUCGAAGAGCACCGACGAGGAAGACGACGAAGAUCCUCCCGAAUGGGAACCGAAGGUGGACAAAUCUGGAAAGGCGUUGAUCCACCCGCGAUGGCACGAGAAAAUGGGCCAGCUAAAGCUAACAACAGAAGGAAAGGAGGUCAACUCAAGGGUCAAGUACAUUGCUUUCAUCCCCUUCGGAGCAUUGGCGAGAUGCGAGCCUAACGAACCUAAGAUGGUUGUGGAAAGGGCAUGGGUUAUUGGAAGGACCUAGCCGUGGUCAUCUCGGGCUGAAGACGGCCGUGAAGCUUCCGUACCUAGCUGUCGUCAACAGUGGAGUUCACGCGGCCCCGAGCCGCUGGUUCGGGAGUCAACCCGGGGCUGUGUGUGCUCCACAGCCAC